Molecule: messenger RNA, 1587 nt
Organism: Limanda limanda (common dab)
Lineage: Eukaryota; Metazoa; Chordata; Actinopteri; Pleuronectiformes; Pleuronectidae
Gene: irx2a
Product: iroquois homeobox 2a
Exons: 3
Coding region: 1-1587 (528 amino acids)
Biological process (GO): regulation of transcription by RNA polymerase II; neuron differentiation; cell development
Cellular component (GO): nucleus
Molecular function (GO): RNA polymerase II cis-regulatory region sequence-specific DNA binding; DNA-binding transcription factor activity, RNA polymerase II-specific
Source: RefSeq, a predicted model, not a curated record
AUGUCCUAUCCGCAGGGUUACCUCUACCAGCCCCCGGGCUCCCUGGCUCUGUACUCGUGUCCGGCGUACGGAGCCUCGGCUCUGGGUGCGCCGCGGAGCGAGGACCUGGCUCGGUCGUCCUCCGGCUCAGCCUUCAGCCCUUACCCGGGAUCGGCUGCCUUCUCCGCGUCGGCCGGCGCUGGCUUCUCCAGUCCGCUGUCAUACGCCACGGAUCCGACCACGGGAUUCCCAUCCUACAUGAGCUCUCCAUAUGACGCACACACGACGGGCAUGGCGGGGGCGCUGGGGUACCACCCGUACGGAAGCCCCGGGUACCCGUACCAGCUCAACGACCCGGCUUACCGCAAGAACGCCACCAGGGACGCCACGGCCACCCUGAAGGCCUGGCUGCAGGAGCACCGGAAGAACCCGUACCCGACCAAGGGGGAGAAGAUCAUGCUGGCCAUUAUCACCAAGAUGACCCUGACGCAGGUCUCCACGUGGUUCGCCAACGCCCGGCGGAGGCUCAAGAAGGAGAACAAGAUGACGUGGGCGCCCAGGAACAAGAGCGAGGACGAGGACGAGGAGGACGGGGACGGCGAGAGGAAGGAGGAGGUGGAGCGCUCCGAGAAGAACCAGGACAACAGCGAGGCGUCGGCGGAGGAUGAAGGGAUCAGUUUGCAUGUGGACACCCUGACGGACCACUCCUGCCCCUCGGAGUCGGACGGGGAGAAGGUCAGCUGCCGCGUGGCCGAGCUCAGCUCCGAGCAAGCCGGCGACAAGUGCGACGACGACGGCGAGGACCAGCACCACGACCCGCGGGCUCAGCUCUCGCCCAAGGCCGUCACGUCGCCUCCGCUCCCGGGAGUGGAGGCGCCGCUUCUCGGUCCCCACCACCACCACCACCACCACCCACACCAUCUCCACCACCACCUGCAGCACCUCCAGCACCUCCACAGCCAGCGGGAGGACCUGGCCCGGAGCCUCGUCCACAGCAGCGGCCUCAGCGCCGGCAAAUCGUCCCCGUGCCUGGAGAGCCGGGCUCCGUCGGGAGCGCCUCCGAUCCCCGCAGCCAAGCCCAAGCUGUGGUCGCUGGCGGAGAUCGCCACCUCGGACCAUAAGCAGCAGCAGCAGCAGCAUCCGCAGCAGCAGCAGCCACCGGGGCAGCACGCAGGGCAGCCCACCUGCCCCUCCUCCUCCUCCUCCUCCUCCACCAGCUCCCCGGCUGCUGCCAGCUCCCCCUCCCUCUACCCGGCCCCCUCCAUCCUUGGAAGACCUAUUUAUUACACUUCUCCCUUUUAUAGCAAUUACACAAACUAUGGUAACUUCAGCCCCCUGCAGGGCCAAGGGAUCCUGCGCUACACUAACUCGUCUGGAGUGAGUCUGGCCGCAGCAGCAGCAGCAGCAGCAGCCGCCGCCGCUGCUGCUGCGAACGAGGGCCUGAGCUCCUCCUCGCACCAGGGGCUGGAGGCGAGCACGAACCCCAAGCACAGGCCAGACUCGCCCCUCGUUAAACAUAACCCGAACCACAUUGUUGUUGUCGAGCAGCAGCAGCAGCAACAACAGCUUUUCAGAGCCGCACAUUUAGAGGCAAAGAAAGGUACGUAA